AACAUCAGUAUCACAUGAUCAGUGUGUGCAUUUAAAGGUCGACCAGCCAGGAAGUUGAGGUAGCUAGCCUAGAUAUGUUAUCCAUUUUGCCAUCAUAAUAGGAUAGUAUAAGAUAACCGGCAUGUGAAUGAAAGCAUGACUACUUUUAAAGAGUUCUGUCAUUACUCAUAAAAACGUCUGCAUCUAAAGCAGGUAGGUUUUAGGCUUAGCCAGAUAGCCAGCCAUUCAAGCUGGACUGGAUGCAGUUUAGCUUGAGUCGCCUACUAGUCAGUUUCUAAACCUGUACUGUCUUGGUAGUAGUGCUGUGUGGUAUGGUUUGACAGGACCAGGACAAUUACAGAGCUAAAUCCUGUGGUGUUAUUAGAUUGAAUGAUCAUCAAGGACAACAACCACCCGAGCCACUGCCUGUUCACACUGCUGUCAUCCAGAAGGCGAGGUUUGCUGGGGGAAAUAUGCUGGGACUUGUAGGCUUCAUAGGGGGUGACCUCCAUGCUACGUCUGGGAGACUCCUGAGAUGCACCUUGAGGUCUUCAACAGUCCAACAGACUUCUGGCUCCACAAACCACCCCCAGAGGGCAUGGCUCGCCUCACAGGCACCCCUCUGUGGACACCAUACCCCUAAACAUAGGAUAGGGCUAUAUGGCCCUUUUACACACCCGCAACAGACACUGGGGAGUUCCCGUGGCCCCUUCUCCCUACCCCUUUUCACCCAGAGGGUCGCCCUCUCCCAGGGACCCAACACCUCCACAGCCAAGAUCAGGCUACGAACGCGCCUGGUGGUCACCCUGCUUUUCGGCGGGGGUCUGCUUGGCACCUGGUGGUACGUGCGUAACGAGAAGCAGCAAAAUCACCGAAUGCAGCGGAUAGAGCAGUUGAAAAAGGUGGCCCUGGGCCAGGGAGACUUCAGCCUCCUCGACCACAGGGGGCACCGCAGGACCAAGAGAGACUUCCUGGGUCGCUGGGUGCUCCUCUACUUUGGCUUCACCCACUGCCCUGACAUCUGCCCCGAUGAGCUGGAUAAGAUAUCUGCUGUGGUCAGCGCUCUGGACAAGGACCGGUCUCUCCCCACGGUCCAACCGCUAUUUGUGACAGUCGACCCGGAACGAGACGACGUGGCGGCCCUGGAGAGGUACGUGAAGGACUUCCACCCCCGGCUGAUCGGCCUGACGGGUACCCCAGAGGAGGUGAAGGUGGCAGGGAAGGACUACAGGGUGUACGCCAGCCCUGGACCGAAGGAUGAGGACGGGGACUAUAUAGUGGACCACACCAUCCUCAUCUACCUGGUCAACCCAGAUGGGCUGUUCCUGGACUAUUACAACAGGAUGAAGGACGACGUGCAGAUCGCUGAGAGUGUCAGGAACCAUAUAAAGAGCUACGUCAAACUCUGAAUGAAUGACGGUAACCACACCAACAAGACUAUCAAAGGCCUUUAGUAUGUUACACUUAAGCUGAACCCAAUGUCCAGAUAACAAUAAUUCUCCAUCAGAAAUGAGGCCCUGUGAAUUGUUCUCAGACCAGACUGAACCACAACAAUAUGGACGCUUCGUCGAGGCUAUGCUGAUUCUGUGUGUGCAAUAAAUUGUUUUUGUCUGACACCAAUAAUGGUUAGGAUAUGAAA
Messenger RNA from Oncorhynchus keta (chum salmon), 1618 nucleotides. RefSeq names its product protein SCO2 homolog, mitochondrial-like. NCBI's taxonomy places the organism in Eukaryota, Metazoa, Chordata, Actinopteri, Salmoniformes, Salmonidae. The coding region runs from base 453 to 1388 and encodes 311 amino acids. Gene Ontology annotation, biological process: mitochondrial respiratory chain complex IV assembly. The transcript has 2 exons. The record is from RefSeq and is a predicted model, not a curated record.